Tachyglossus aculeatus (Australian echidna) is the source of this 3134-nucleotide messenger RNA. It is a transcript of the gene IRAK4, whose product is annotated as interleukin 1 receptor associated kinase 4. The transcript has 11 exons. Gene Ontology annotation, molecular function: ATP binding; protein serine/threonine kinase activity; magnesium ion binding. Gene Ontology annotation, biological process: protein phosphorylation; signal transduction. Bases 1 to 1392 code for a protein of 463 amino acids. The record is from RefSeq and is a predicted model, not a curated record. NCBI's taxonomy places the organism in Eukaryota, Metazoa, Chordata, Mammalia, Monotremata, Tachyglossidae.
AUGAGUAAAACGGUAACCCCGUCGACAUACGUCCGCUGCCUCAAUUUUGGGCUAAUUAGGCAGCUGGCAGAUUUCAUCGAUCCUCAGGAAGGAUGGAAGAAGUUAGCGGUUGAUAUCAAAAAGCCUUCUGGAGAGAGUAAAUACAACCAGUUUCAUAUAAGGAGAUUUGAAGGAUUAAUCCAGAUGGGGAAGAGCCCUACUUGCGAAUUACUCUUUGACUGGGGAACAUCAAACUGCACAGUCGGCGACCUUGUGGAUCUCUUGAUGAGAAAUCAGUUUCUGGCAGCGGCGAGUCUCUUACUGCCAGAUGCUGUACCAAAAACAGACCUAAUGCUUCCUCUACCUUGUCAAGAAACCCUACCCGUUCAGGAGAAACAGGUGCCUCCCCUUGACAGAGAGACGACGAGAACCCUGCCCGGCCUGGCUCAGAGCCGUGAACCUUAUUCACUUCCUGAUUCUACGAGUCCAGGGACCAACAGUGUGGAAUUUAGCGACACACGUUUUCACCAAUUUUCGUUUCAAGAAUUGAGGAGUGUUACAAGUAACUUUGAUGAGCGUCCAAUCUCAAUUGGUGGGAAUAAAAUGGGAGAGGGAGGUUUUGGAGUUGUAUACAAAGGCUCCAUCAGCAACAGAGUAGUGGCAGUGAAAAAACUUGCAGCAAUGGUUGAUAUCAGUACUCAAGAACUGAAACAGCAGUUUGAUCAAGAAAUAAAAACAAUGGCAAAGUGUCGACAUGAAAACUUAGUAGAAUUGAUUGGUUUCUCCAGUGACGGAAAUGAUCUCUGCCUGGUGUAUGUAUACAUGCCUAAUGGUUCAUUGUUUGACCGACUCUCCUGUUUGGAUGGUACUGCACCACUUUCCUGGCAUACAAGAUGCGACAUUACUCAGGGAAUAGCAAGUGGCAUUUCUUUUUUACACGAAAACCAUCAUAUUCAUAGAGAUAUCAAAAGUGCAAAUAUCUUGCUGGAUGAGGCUUUUGUUCCCAAAAUUUCUGACUUUGGACUUGCACGAGCCUCUGGGAAGUUUCCCCACACGGUGAUGACCAACAGAAUUAUGGGAACAACGGCAUACAUGGCUCCGGAGGCCUUGCAUGGAGAGAUAACGCCCAAAUCUGACAUUUACAGUUUCGGUGUGGUUUUGCUGGAAAUAAUAACGGGACUUCCAGCAGUAGAUGAAGAGCGGGACCCUCAGUUACUGCUAAACAUUAAAGACGAAAUUGAAGACGAAGAGAAGACGAUUGAAAGUUACAUUGACACGAAGAUGAAUGAUUGGGAUUCCACCUCAGUUGAAAACAUGUAUUCUGUCGCUAGUCAGUGUCUGCAUGAAAAGAAGAACAAGAGGCCAGAUAUCCGGAAGAUCCAACAGCUCCUACAAGAGAUGACCACAUGCUGAUGUCCUUUGGAUUAGUCCAUUUUGAGGCUGACCUAGAAGAUGAAUGAAAUAAGAAAAACCCAACAACUUUUAUAACUUCCCUCAAAGUCAACUGUUUUCAAUUUUUUCUAAACCUUGUUUAACUAGCCUAAUUUACUGAGAGUGCCUUACGUGUAUAUUUGUAAUGAUAAAAAUGUCAUUUUGCUUUGUUCUUAUGUAUUGACAUUUAGCAUCAUGCAAUUGUCUAAAGACCCUGCUUUUUAUUUGUCCACUAGAAUGAGAUUUCCUUCUCCUUAUCCCUCUCCCCUGGAUCUUGAAGUAGUAAAUCUAUUCCUAAGCCAUUUCUCAGCCAUACAUUUUAGGUUUUUUUUUUAUUAACAGUGGGUGUUUAACAGAGUACAGAUCUAUUUUCUACAAGUCAAAUGAUUUCCCAAAAUUUGAAAUGGCAACGAGGCAGCUGAAGGAAGAGGAACAAAGAAGGGAAGACAUGUAAGCAGCCCCAUUAACAUGUGCUCUGGCUGUUGGGAAAGCAAGUUUGAAGGACCAAAACCAACAUUUUGGGGGUCACAGAGGGGUUUCAGAUUGGAGAACGUGGAGGCGGACGUGAAAAGCAGAAAUCUGGAAAAGCCUAACUAGAACAGGGACAGUGCUGAAAUACUUUCAGUUAGAAGAGCAAGAGUAAAAUAAACAGGAUCGCUUCCUCUAAAUCUCACUUCCUGAAUAAUUUUAUUUUUAGGGUGAUAAUUGUAGCUUGUUCGAAGCUGGGCUGAUGCUUCUUCAAUUUACAUGACUGGGGGUCCGGUAAUAUAAAUUUGUUUGACAUAUAAUGUGAUUUGAGAGUUCUUCAGUGAACAGAUAUAUGUAUAUAUAUAUAUAUCUAUAAAGAUAGAUAUCUACCUAUCUGUAGAUAUCUAUAGAGAUAGAUCUUUCUGUCUAUAGAGAGUUCAUCAGUGAACAGAGAAAUGAAAUAUAUAUAUAGAUGUGUGUGUAUAUAUAUAUAGAUAGAUAUCUUUCUAUUUCUAUAAUGAGUUCAUCAGUGAACAAACGAAAUAUCUAUAUCUAGAUAUCUAUCUAUAUAGAUAUCUAUAUAGAUAUGCAUAUAUCUAUAUAGAUAUAAUCUAUCUAGAUAGAUAUUUUAAUCCCCAGAAUAGAGGAACAACGGAAAUGGAUCACCAAAGUUAUCUGUGCAUUCUCAUUAUUGCAUUUAAAUGGUGCUACUUCAAUUGUGCAUAUAAUUACUUUUCAUUUAGCUUUAUCAGCAUUCACUAUCAAUUAGUUAACUGCUACUGAAGGAGCUGCAAAGCAGAAAUAAAUGAAAAUCAUGGAUUAUCCCUGCUAGUGUUAACCUUGUCCCUCACGAGGAGGAACAAAGAGCAUAGUUAAAUUCACCUCUGAAUCACUGCAAUUUGAAAUAUGUUUUGUACUAAAUUUUAAUGUCUUAAUGUAAUGUUUAAUACAAUCUGUAACCUAUGAAAGUAGUUAUGGGUGUUAAAUGACAAAACUGUUGCUUAAAAUCAUGCUGAAAACAGUGUUGAAGGGAUUUUAUUGUACUGUAAAGUGCUCAGUUGUAAGCCAAAGAUUUAAAAAUUAAGACUGAAACAACCAGUUGCUUGUGUAAUUUAGGAUAAAAAAAUAAAUCUGCACUCCACACACAAGCUACUACAGAACUGGGCAGGAAAUAGACAAAUCUGGAAGGUGCAGUGAUAGAGUGGAUUACUUUCUCAUGCUUUGAUGCCUUAAUAAAUAUAAUUUAUUUAAAACUU